AUGACAAAUUUUAAUGAUUCUGAACUUUUCGUGAUAAAGUCUAAAGUGCGUACAGGGCAUAAGAGAGAAUUUUCCUUUGCACUUAACUCUUACUCUGAGAUCGGGACCUCAUUGAGUAAAACCCGACCUCGUAAGAACCAGAAUAUGGUUCCUGUUUCUAAUCCUAAGAAGACAGGAAUGUCCAGUUCUAAAGAAGAACUAAAGGACAAUGUUGUUGUUGAAACUGUUGCAAAAAAUGGUGAUUAUGCUGAGAAGAAAAUGAAGAAUAAGACGGAUAAGAAGAAGAAUAAGAAGCCAUCAAUUCGAGGGAAGAGGCAAAAGUUUUGUGUGGAUUACAGAGAUGCGAAAGUUGUGUCAGGAUUAUUCUCCAGUUCAUGCGAGGAAUCAAAGAAUCGUCAACCUAGUCCAAGGCAUACAAUUGAGACUAUUGAUAGUCGUGUCUCACCAACAACCGUUAAUCAUAGAUCCCCCGAACCGGUUGUGCCUCAAACUUCAUCAUACAAAGGGAUGAAGUGCAACACAUAUUGUGAUAAGAGUCCACGAAGAAUUACUAGGAAGUAA
This is a messenger RNA of Medicago truncatula (barrel medic), 561 nucleotides long. RefSeq lists its product as uncharacterized. NCBI's taxonomy places the organism in Eukaryota, Viridiplantae, Streptophyta, Magnoliopsida, Fabales, Fabaceae. Bases 1 to 561 code for a protein of 186 amino acids. The record is from RefSeq and is a predicted model, not a curated record. The transcript is spliced from 3 exons.